AUGGAUAUGGUAUAUGCUCCGUUUUUCAUUCUCUUGGGAUCCGUUUGCACUUCAAAAGUACCAUUGUACUUAGGCGGUCUAUUCCCAUUGACUUCUGAGUACCGCUCACAGGUGCUGCAUUCAGCUUUCCUGGCAGUAGAGCACGUUAACAGCAAUGACGAUGUGUUAAUCGACUAUGAAUUGAUAUUGUUGGCUAAUGAUACACAGGACACAAUUGGUGGAACUUUGGACUCCUUAUUUUACCAGUUAUUCAACCCUCCUACAAAGAUCAUGAUUGUUGGACCCCUGUCUUCAGAGAAUGCAGAAGUGACAGCUGAACUCACUGGUAUGUGGAACAUUCUACAGGUUUCCUAUGCUGGUUCUGCUCCGUCGUUGUCGAAUCGAGCAAAAUAUCCAUAUUUCUUUCGUACAUUAUCUUCAAUGGAAGAGUUCAAUGCAGCCAUCUUAACUUUUCUAAAACAGUUCCAAUGGGAACAUAUUGCAGUAUUGCAUGAAAUCAAAGAACCGUUUACAUCAACUUCCAGCAACUUAUUAGUUCGUCUUGCUCAGGCAAAUUUUAGUAUCAUAGCUUCAGAGUCUUUUGCAGCGAAGCCCACUGAACAAAUUCGCCAAUUAAAGAUAAAAGAUGCAAGAGUAAUAGUGGGUACUUUUGGUCCAGAUUCGGCAAACAAAGUAUUUUGUGAGGCAUAUAAACGAGGAUUAUACGGUCCAAAGUACGUCUGGAUUAUUCCUGGAUUCUUUGUUCCGGAAUGGUGGACCCAAGGGUUGGAUAAUUUGGAUUGCACAGAAGACGAAAUGCGGUUAGCUGUUGAUGGCUAUUUCAGCAUAGUAUGGGCAACAUGGAGUAAAGAUUCCAGGCAUAGCAUCUCAGGACAGACAGCUGUAGACUUCAAAGAAGAAAUCACUGCGAUGCUAAACACUGAUAAUUUACACGUACUACUUCCAUGUGUUUACGACGCCAUAUGGGCAUGUACUCUUGCAUUAAACAAUACUAUCUUGCCAACUGGAAAAUCUCUCGAAACGUUCACAUACAGGGACAAGGAAACGACCGACAUGUUGAAAGAACAAAUGGAUCAUACAGAGUUUCUAGGUGUUUCAGGUCCAGUGGCUUUUACCGAACACGGUGAUAGAAGGGGAGUAAUAUCUGUUGAACAAAACCGAGGCUUCGUUGAAGUAGAAAUCGGUAGAUACUACGCUGACACAGAAGACAUUGUUUGGAGUUUUACUUAUGAUGAAAUCUGGCAAACCCAUGGUGGCAAGUCUCCGGCCGACAGCGAUAGAACCAUCUUCACAGUACAUCUCAUCACAGUGUCAAACUCUGCAUCAUAUAUGAUGGUGUUUCUAUCUGCAUGUGGUGUUCUGAUUGCGUUGGGUUUUCUUUUUUUUAAUGUUAUCCACAGAAAUAAAAGUCGCACCAUUGCGUUCAGUAGUGAGACCAUUGCGUCGUAUGGCCGCACAUUUGCGUUGUAUGGUCCAAACAUUGGGUUCAGUAGUGAGACUGUUGUGUUGUAUGGUCCAACCAUUGUGUUCAGUAGUGAGACUGUUGUGUUGUAUGGUCCAACCAGUGUGUUCAGUA
Messenger RNA from Saccoglossus kowalevskii, 1576 nucleotides. RefSeq names its product gamma-aminobutyric acid type B receptor subunit 2-like. Lineage: Eukaryota; Metazoa; Hemichordata; Enteropneusta; Harrimaniidae. The record is from RefSeq and is a predicted model, not a curated record. Gene Ontology annotation, cellular component: membrane; G protein-coupled receptor heterodimeric complex. Gene Ontology annotation, molecular function: G protein-coupled GABA receptor activity. Gene Ontology annotation, biological process: G protein-coupled receptor signaling pathway; gamma-aminobutyric acid signaling pathway.